CCAACACCCAGCCUUGCGUUUGUUUUGACGAGGACUAAAAAGAAAGGAAAAGAUUUAAUAGUGAACAAUCUCCUCGCUCUGAACUUCUCAUCUCACAUCCUCAACAACCAACAGUCGAGUUUUGAUCCUCAAACUCACUACCUCCAAGUACUCGCUUCGAAAUAUAUAGAUCUGCCUCCAAGGAACAAAGGGAACAACAAUGGACGCCUCGAAACUGCUAAUCGCCGGCCUGAAUUUCACACGCGCAGAGACUUUCAGCUCAGCCGUAUACCAAUUUGCAGCCGACCGAUCUCUCGUCCUCUCCGGCGUCGACCACUUUUCUCAAAUCUCAGCAGAGUUGCAGCAGAUAUGGGCUCAUUUCAUACAAUGGCUCUCCCAACCUGAAGUUCUUGCCGUUGUCACAGCGUGGUGGAUAACAUUCACCGUGGUCAUGACAAUCCUCCUAUGCCUCGGAUUCGGACCUGGAGGGAUAGUCGCUGGGUCCAUCGCCGCAUGGUUCCAAAGUUGGGCGUACGGGGGGUUCACACCAGCCGGCGGCAUCUUCGCUACCCUGACAAGCAUGGCGAUGCUGGGAGUGUUCAUGUGGCCGUUUGCGCUCCUGGCUGUGAUCAUGGCGACGGCGGUCGCGGUUGUUGUGUGGUGGGUGCAGUAGACGCUUGCUGGUGAUGUGGCUAGGUUGAGAAGGGUCUUCAGGUAUCGAAUUGAUUCUUGAGUCUGCAGAGGAAGUCAGAGAGUUAGCUUUGGUUAGGUUUUUGGUCUGGGGGAUGAGAUGGAAAGAGAGGGAUACAUGGAGUGUAGACUGUUUGUUCACCUGGGUAUAUUUUUAACUGCUGGUGAUCUUGUGAGACUUCUUGCGUAGCCACUAUCAACCCACAAGCAGGCCUCACUGAUGCCAAUGCAGACGGGAACCUUGAAUGCCAGUGGGAAAAUGACCGCUGAGCAUCCUUGGGGUCCGUGAAGGGUAGACAUCAUGCAAUGGAUAGUUACUUUUGCCUUUCCACCUGGCUGAAUAGUAG
Molecule: messenger RNA, 1016 nt
Organism: Aspergillus calidoustus
Lineage: Eukaryota; Fungi; Ascomycota; Eurotiomycetes; Eurotiales; Aspergillaceae
Source: the annotation of a GenBank genome assembly